Molecule: messenger RNA, 468 nt
Organism: Penicillium cataractarum
Lineage: Eukaryota; Fungi; Ascomycota; Eurotiomycetes; Eurotiales; Aspergillaceae
Exons: 3
Coding region: 1-468 (155 amino acids)
Source: RefSeq, a predicted model, not a curated record
AUGCGUUGGAACCCCUCCGCCGAUCAACUCCUCCUCCUGAAGAUCGUGGAGACCCACGAUAUCAGUGUCGACACCAACAAGGUUGCCGCAGCUUGGCCUUCCUCCGCCGAUGGCCAGCCCGGUCCCACCCCUCGUGCCAUCAAGGAGCGCCUUGGCAAGCUUCGCGAGCUAGCCCGUCGCUCUGGAUCCCAUGUUCCAGCUGGCUCGCCGGGCAAGCGAGGUCGUGGAAAGAAGGCCAGUUCCUCCAAGUCCGACUCUGACGCCCAGGCUUCUACUCCCCGGAAGCGAAAGCGUCAGAGCUCUCCCAAGGCUAAGGAGGAGGCCAAUGUCAAGGAGGAGUCCAGUGACGACGAGGAUGAUAAGGUCAAGAUGGAACAACUCCUUGACUACCCUGCAGAGUCCACCCACGCCGAAGACACUGGUCAUAUGUCCCACGAGAAUGACGAGUUUUUCGACGAGAACGUUUAA